CGUCGCCCUACCGUUCCCUGUUGUCGCAAACGCCAGACAAGAGCCAAAAGCUACACAGCUGCAGUCAACACCUCGAUGCGAGCGCACCGUCUCUGCCAUCACCGCUCCUUCCUUCACUCUCGCCUUCCUCCUCUGCUGGAACGCACCGAAGCUCUUCCUCCGUUGUGGAUCGUAGCUCGGCCAAGCGGCGACGGACCUCCCCCCCCCCCCCCCACACACACACACGGCCACCCGCCUCCACCGGACAAGGUGUCGGUGACUCCCUGGCCGCCCGGCGUGGACGCCAACUUCGAGUCUCGUCCGCGAGAGCAGCUGCGGACUGUCGAUCAGGACGCGGCCUGGUGCGAGGCCAUGAGUAGCAGCUGGCGGGAGCCUCCGCAGAGCCUUUCCAGGUGGAGCACCUAAAAUGGGGACCGUGUCGGGAGCCGCUUUCUAAUCGUUGCCAAGAGCACCCCUACCUUUCCGGCCCCGUCAAGAUCCUCCGAGCUCCCGACUGUCCGUCCUGACAAUGGCGCCACGCUACCUCCUGCUCCUGCCGGCGUUACUGCUCCUGCGGUCAGCCACCGUGGUCAGCGGAGACUGCUGGCUCAUCGAGGGGGACAAAGGCUACGUUUGGCUGGCAAUCUGCAGUCAGAACCAGCCUCCUUACGAAACCAUACCUCAGCACAUCAACAGCACGGUUCACGACCUUAGACUGAACGAGAACAAGCUGAAGGCCGUUCUCCUCACCUCCAUGUACCGCUUCACCAACCUGACUGACCUCAACCUCACCAAAAACGAGAUCAGCUACAUCGAGGACGGGGCCUUUGCCGGACAGGCCAACCUCCAGGUUCUCCAGCUGGGUUACAACAAGCUGAGCAACCUGACGGAGGGCAUGCUCCGAGGCCUGGGUCGGAUGCAGUGCCUCUUCCUUCAGCACAACCUCAUCGAGGUCAUUGCCGCCAAUGCCUUCUGGGAGAGCCCCAGCCUCAGUAGCCUGGACCUGUCCUCCAACAAGCUGGCCCGCCUGGACCCGUCCACCUUCACCGUCCUCAACCGGCUGCUGGUGUGCGAGCUGGCCGGGAACCCCUUCCACUGCGGUUGCGAGCUGUACACUUUCCUCACCUGGCUGGAAGCCUUCAACAACGUCACGCACACCUACGACCGGCUGCAGUGCGAGACGCCCCGCGAACUCAAUAGCUACCCCCUUCUGGGCCCCUCGCCGGGACACGGGAGGAACGCCCGAGUCAUCCUUUCCAGCAGGUGCCAAGACGGCGUCAUCAUCCCGGGCAUUUCGCCCGGCGGGCCGGAGCUGGACGGCUCCGGCAUGGGUUUGGACAACCCGGACCACCCCGGGCUGUACCACCGGCCCAGCUUUUCCUCCACCCCGGACCCGACCUACAACCACCAGAUCUCCAUGAAGCUCCAGAGCGUGUCACUCUUCGGCGCCUCGGUGGUGGUGCAGAUCCCGCGACCCUACAGCAAGAUGUACGUCAUGUCGCAAUACAACCGCACCUUUGUGGCCGACGUCAUGCCCCUGAAGAACAAAAGGGAGGUGGUGCCCUUGGAGAAACUGCGGCCGCACACCAACUACACCUACUGCGUUGCUUCGGUCGGCAAAUCCCAGCGCUACAAUCACACUUGCCUGUCCUUCACCACCCGGGCCGUGGGACCGGCGGAUCCCCGCGGCAACCCUUCCACCACCACGCACUACAUCAUGACCAUUCUGGGUUGUCUCUUCGGUAUGCUCAUCGUUUUGGGCUGCGUCUACUACUGCCUCCGACGACGACGCAUCCAAGAGGAGAAGGAGAAAGCCUUGAGUGUGAAGAAAACCAUUCUGGAGAUGAGGUACGGCCCCGAGGCGGCAGCGGCCGUGGCCAAUGACCCGGCCGCCAUGCAGCGCCUCCAAGAUCCGGGCCACCACCAGCCGCACCACUUGGGAGGGUCGGCGGGAAGCAAGCUCCCCCCGUCAGCCUCCUCCAGCACGGGCAUGCUCCACGGCUCGGCCAACACCACGUCCUCCCGCCUCUCGGCAUUGCCGCAAGUGGAGAAGCUGGCCAGCGCCUUCUCUGAGGCCACGGGCGCCAAGGGGAGCUACAUGGACGUCAGGACUGCGGGAGGGGUCGGCGAGGCCAGAGAGGCGGAGAUGGGAGCGGCGGGCGGGGAGCUUGUUUUGGACAUGCGAGGCAACGGAGCUGAAAACGGGGCCGACGCGGUGGAGGAUUCCGACGACGACCGCGGCUCGGCGUCGGAGAUCUCCACCAUCGCCAAGGAGGUGGACAAGGUGAACCAGAUCAUUAACAACUGCAUCGACGCCCUCAAACUGGACGCUGCGGAGAACGCGAGCGCCCUGGCCCAGCCGCAGCCUCCGGUUUGCAUGGCGCCCCAUCCGCGGAACCUCCUGCCCCUGGCUUCGGGAGAUCAAGUCAUGGCCUCUUCCCCCAAGGUGCAUCCCAAGUCCCAUCCUCAAGCUCAUCCUCAGCUCCAGCAGAAGCACCUUCCUCCCUCCAUGGCGCCGGUGCCCCUGGUGGUGCCCCUGUCGGAACGACCGGGUAUCAGCGGCGGAGGCUUCCUCUCCCCUCCGUACCGUGACCCGCCCCCGGCCAACGCCGUGCGGCCCCUUCAGAGGCAGUUGAGCGCCGACACCGCGGUGGCCAAGAAUCGCUCCGGCGGAGCGGUCAAGAGCGGCCGGGUGUUGGCUGUGGAUGAGAAGCGGAGCGACCCGCCCAAGUACCCGUCGGAAAAAAGCAGCCCGGCGCGUAGCGGAGGAGGGGGCGGGGUGAUCAACGGCGGCGGGGUGAACAUGAAUGGCGGUGGCAUGGCAUGUAGUAACGGAAGUGGAGGUCGAGGUGGGCCGUCUGGUCCUGGUCUGCUUCUGCAGCAGCAGCAGCACCACCUGGAGGUUCAGCCCGAUUACCACAGCUCAGAACACCGCCAUUCCUUCCCCGCGCUCUACUACGAGGGUGGCGGCGGCGAGUCGCCCUCGCCGGCCCAGAAGGCGUCCUUCCUCAAACCACGAGGGCGCUCCAAGCGGGAGGCCGCGGCGGCCUACUCGCAGCUGUCGCCCGCCCGCCACCACCAUCACUACAACUCGGGGUACUCCUCCAGUCCCGAGUACUCGUCGGAGAGCACACUGCGGAUCUGGGAGCGAUUUCGCCCGUAUAAGAAGAGCCCCCGGGAGGAGGCGUCCUACAUGGCGGCGGGCCACGCUCUGCGCAAGAAGGUGCAGUUCGCCAAAGACGAGGACCUUCAUGACAUUUUGGACUACUGGAAGGGCGUUUCCGCACAGCAGAAGCUGUGAGCAGAAGCUGUGAGCAGAAGCUGUGAGCAGAAGCUGUGAGCAGAAACUGUGAGCAGAAACUGUGAGCAGAAGCUGUGACAGCGCUCGGAUUGUAUCCAAGGAAGAUUGGAUGCCGACUCCAAAACGGGGAUGAUCAUGUAGCAGGACACACAUUUUCACCAAGUUGAAGGCAGGGUGUAGUAUAUUUUCUUUGUCAAAUGUUUGGAUGUUAAUCCGACCUCCUCCCCCAGGGCACUUUGGUCCUCGCAGGUGCAAGAUGAAACUCAUUUUGGUCACGUUGUGGUUCCGGGGCCGUUGGAACUGUGAAUACCGCAUCGAAACACUCACCAAUGUCCCAAAAUGAAAAGACCAAGAGAAAGCGUAAGGUAGGCACACGUCAUUAAACAAACGUUACGUCCAGCAACAGGUUGGAUCCGGUUCUUCAACAAAGUUGAUUUUUUAAAUUUUUUUAUAAACUACCUCUUUACUGUUGAAGCCGAGCUAUCUCUCCGCCAGCUUGAGCUUAAGCUGACGUGCUCGCUCGCUCGCUCGCUGGCGCUCUUCCCUUCUAAUUCCAUCAAACGGACGCGGUGCGCCCAAGAAUGGUGGCGCCGUGCCGCACCGCACCGCACCGCCGACACCUGCUCCUCCUGCACAAGCACCAUUUAGCCAGAUAAUGAGUGAGCAGGAUGAGGAAUUAGGCGUGAUUGUUGGAGAACAGUCGUUCGUUCGUUCGCUCGCUACGAUGCGACGGCGGCGAAAGGACGGCAGGCGAUAGUUAUUGAGCUGAUUGUUGUGGCUGCUAAUUAGGCUGCCUAUCGAUUGGGGAAACAUACCUGAUGUCGCCACGGUCCAUGUGUGUUGCAGGAAAGCAGGACUUGGUUGUCUGUUGCUCUUUUGUUUU
Molecule: messenger RNA, 4163 nt
Organism: Syngnathus acus (greater pipefish)
Lineage: Eukaryota; Metazoa; Chordata; Actinopteri; Syngnathiformes; Syngnathidae
Gene: elfn2a
Product: extracellular leucine-rich repeat and fibronectin type III domain containing 2a
Exons: 7
Coding region: 509-3280 (923 amino acids)
Cellular component (GO): plasma membrane
Molecular function (GO): protein binding
Source: RefSeq, a predicted model, not a curated record